Molecule: messenger RNA, 657 nt
Organism: Didymodactylos carnosus
Lineage: Eukaryota; Metazoa; Rotifera; Eurotatoria; Philodinida; Philodinidae
Source: the annotation of a GenBank genome assembly
AUGUCAAGGAGCACAUCAAAUGGUAAAUCCAGCAGUUAUCAAUUACCCGUAGAUAGUAGAAGUAAACAAAACACUCAGACAUCCUCAAAAUCAAAUCGUGGUUCACUUCAUGCUCUCUCGGGGGCAUUAUAUCAUCGAGGAAAAUCUUUAAUAACAAAACGUGAAAAAAACAAUUCACAAUCAUCUACGAGAAGUAAAGCAACAGCAGCACGUCACCUAAUGGAAAAAUCUUCUACUUCUACCACAAAUUAUUAUCCAUCAAAAACGUCUUACAUACAACAACACCAUAAACAACAUCGUCCAUGUCCAUUCAAUGAUCCAAAUAUGUUUAAACAUUUAUUUAAACUAAAAACUGAAGAUAAUUUAACCGAAGCCAAUUUUCAUCAAAAUCAUUUAUGUGCAAAACCGAUAACAUGUCUAAAAGAUUUAUCAAUAGAUGAUCAAGAGAAAUUAAUUCAAAAAGAUUAUUUAACAUGUUCAUCGUUAAUUCCUGCUUAUUUAAGUACUAGAGAAAAUUUUGUCAAUGCUAUUAAAUUACAAACGGGUAUUAGUCAAAAUGGUGCGAUACAUUUGUCAAAUAUGUUAAGUAAAUGGGAAAAGUACUUUUUAUUUUGUGGUGAAGGUUCAAGAAUAAAAAAUGUUAUACAAUCAUUAUAG